Messenger RNA from Poecilia latipinna (sailfin molly), 8753 nucleotides. It is a transcript of the gene magixb, whose product is annotated as MAGI family member, X-linked b. The transcript has 18 exons. Gene Ontology annotation, biological process: signal transduction. Gene Ontology annotation, cellular component: cell-cell junction; cytoplasm. The record is from RefSeq and is a predicted model, not a curated record. Bases 515 to 4738 code for a protein of 1407 amino acids. Lineage: Eukaryota; Metazoa; Chordata; Actinopteri; Cyprinodontiformes; Poeciliidae. Gene Ontology annotation, molecular function: protein binding.
GCACUAAAUUCUCAGCUAUUCAACAUUAGCAUGGCUUCGUAUCGCCUCUAGAUGACAUGGCCCGGUGCGUCAUGUUUUGGGAAAAACUCAAGUUUUCACCUCGUUCUCACGCAUGUUCGUCCCGGAAGCAAAACCGAAGCAGAAAGCGAUGCUGCUGAUGCAGGUAGGUCUCAGAUAGAAACACUGGGCGGGUGUGGGCGGCGUUUUAACUCCUUUAUCCUCCUCCCUCAUCAACUUCUCAUGGAUAACCUUCUCGUUUGUUGUGUCAUUGCGCUCAAAGAACAUGUCAGGAUCAUCAACCUGACCGCACUCAUCCCCCCAAAGCUCGGCUUUCUGCAGCAAUGCGUCUGGGAACAAGUUCGACAGCACCUUUACUUCCCUUAAACUUACAGUAGCCUACUUGGUGGUUUUGUUUUUUCUUAUUUCCUCUACUUUAAUUGCGCUUCGAUACCUGGGCGACCUGGGAGAGUAACGCAUCCGAGGCGACGGGCAGCGAAUAUGGAGCUCAUUUGCCAUGUCUAAGACAGCGGUGAAGAAACUGCACUGGCGGUCCAAUGUGCAGGAUACCUUCGUCCCCUUGCUUGGCGCGUCCGGAGAGCUGGGAGUCGCGGUUGGUGGCGGAGCAGAUUAUGGAGAGUUUCCUUUCGUCACGUCGGCUCCCGGCGGCGGCCUCACAGUGGGAGACAUCAUCCUGGAGAUCGGGGGAACUCCGGUACUGGGGAUGACUUUAGGAGAUGUUCGAGGAGUCCUCAACUCCUGCCCCCAUCCUAUCCGUAUCAAAACUGUUUCACCAGGCUCCACAUUGUGCAAAGAUCUCAGGUUAUAUCUGAGUAAGUGCUUCACACCCGGCUCAGUGGACAGCCAGCUUCAGCAGGUCAUCAGAGAGAACCUCUACCUCCGAGCCGUACCCUGUACGACCAGGCAGCCCAGAGACGGGGAAAUCUCAGGGGUGGACUACAACUUUGUCUCCAUUGAGGAGUUUUUCUCUUUGGAGGAGUCCGGAGCGCUGCUCGAGAGUGGGAAAUUCAAAGGGAAUUACUACGGCACACCUCGUCCUGUUCACAUAGGUCCAGAGAGUCCCCCCAUCACCUACCAGGAACACCGUAACCUGCUCAGAAACUUCCGCACACGCAGCAAAUCCCUCAGCAACCUGGAAAAGGCUGCAGACGAAGGCAGAAACGGCGAGGACGACUUAGGUGGCUCUGCAGGAGUAAGCAUUCCUAUUGGCCACCGGUCCCCCGGUCGGCCCCGGGCAUCCAGCAGCGGAGUCGAGGGUCAUGGCAUAGAGAAUGGGAUCAUCGGCAGCAGAAGAGGUGCCAGAAUCAGAGGCAUGAUGCCCGAUCACUGGGAGCAGGCGUUCAGUGACCCUGGAGAAUCACUUUACAUCGGGCGCAGCCCGAGGAGGACCAGCUGGCUGGGCCCUCGUCCCUCAAGCAGAGAGACCAACUACAAAAAUGAAUGGUUCACUGACCUGCCUGAGGAUCUCAGGGGUUUCCCUGUCCAUGCACACUUGAUCAAGGGCUCCAGAGGGUUUGGUUUCAACAUAGUCGGAGGCAGCCGUCCAAGAGAGUUUCUCCAGGUCUACAGUGUGACGGCAAGUGGCCCCUCCACUCUUAAGACAGCGGACAUACUCGUGUACAUCAACGAUGCUUGUGUGUUGGGAAUGUCUCACAAAGAGGCGGUAGAGAUGCUCAAGUCAGUGCCUGUGGGCCACAGCAUAGACAUCGAGGUGAGAAGGGGGUAUCCAAUGCUCUACAACCCGGACGGUCGCCCCAAGCAGCCGUUGCCAAGGUUACUGGACGCCGAGGACCACCAUGUCGCGCCUACCACCACCCAACCGCAACCUCUUCACCAGCUACCUCGCCUUUCAACUCCUUCACCGCAGAGCCAGCUCUUUAACGGCUACCACAGCGACAGAGGCUACGUGGAGCACGGCGUGACCCUGGAUGCCAACGGAAACGCCACGUCUUACGCGUCCAGACUGCCGCCGCCGUACAGGCGCUCCAGCGUGAGCAACGCUGCGCCGUUCUCCCCAGUGCGGCCUCCGCGGUCACACAGGAGCGUAGCCAGGCUGCAGUCGCUGGACCCGACGCUGGCCAGCCAGAGCGACAGUGAGGUUGUUUCUGCGGUCGGUUCACACAGGGCGUCAAUGAUACGAAAUCACAACAAUAACUCCCUGACGACACCGCAGCAUCAUUUACGUUAUGGAACGUCAAAGUCAUCCGAAAGCGACUUGUCCACCUGCACCAUGCCGGGGACCAGGCUGCCACUCCCCGAGUCGCCGCGGAGACCGUCGUCUUCCUCCGGCGGGCCCCGCAGCGCUCACACCCACCUUUUCAGACCGCAGACCUCCCUUCUCAGACCACCGCCCACCAGAGAAAGCCCACACCACCACGGCGUCAACGGUUUCCAUGGCAACACCAGCCCCACUGCCAGCCCCAGCAGCGUUUCCUCUCCUGGCGCGAUGAGUGUGGGCAGCGGGUUCGGGGGAUUCACCGGAGGGGAACUCGUUCCAGUGGCCUUGGCGCAAACCGAAGGAGACCGGGGCCUCGGGUUCAGCCUGAUGGCUGGUGGUUCUGGAGGCAGGUUGACCGUGGUGGAGAGAGUCUUUGACAGAAAGCAGUGCAACUCCCUGCAGCCAGGGGACGCUGUGGUCAAGAUCAAUGGAGCUGAUGUGCAGAGCCUCAGCCUCACUCAGAUUCAGACAAUCCUGCAGGAACACACAAAACUGGGAGAAGUUAUUCUGCUGGUUUACAGAGGAGGCACCUAUCACUUAUCGGUUUCUCCCGGCUCGGUCCGGAGACUCCCUCCGCCUCUGCUGCGCCCCCCUCCUCCUCCCGUUGACGCGGACAAUUCGUCGUUGCUCCCCGAGGCGCUGCCCGUUCCCCGCAGCGCCACCAGCAACCCUCCCUCCCCGCUCCUCAGCAGCUCCUCUCUGAUCCAGAGCACCAGUUUCCUGGAGUCGAUUCCAGUGACCCUGACCAUGGAGCCCAAAGACUGGAUCGACAUCGGCCUGGAGGACGAGGCCGGCGGCGGCGGCGUGUCGGUUCCUGAAGCGAGCCUGGAGAAGCGGAAGGGCGAGCGGACGCGGCGCUUCAGAGGGUUCGAUGUGGAACUGAGGAGAAAGCCCGGGGAGGGAUUCGGGUUUGUGAUUGCCUCUCAGGACUUGGAGAACGGAAGAGCUAAUCAAAGAGCCAUGCUGGAGAGACUACAGUCUGCUUUGAAAACUGUAAAGGAGUCCAAACCUGCGUCCCUCCUUCCUCACCGCUUCGUCACAGUCCGGCGCGGCAGCCCGGCAGCGAAGAGCGGCCAGAUCCGGCCCGGAGACCGCCUGGAGGCCGUCGAGGGCCGCUCGGUGGUGACGCUGCCUCACCGGGAGCUCGCUCAGAUUCUCCGCAGAGCCGGGAACACGCUGCGCCUCACCAUCGUGCCCCGGCCCAGCACCUACGCUUCAAAUCACACAGAAACCGCCGACCACGACCACGGUCACAGGAGCAGGAAGGGUCAGAGGUCACGCCCAAAGCGUGACUCCAGGUAUUACAGCGUCGACCUGGACCGCGGGCCGUCCGGCUUCGGCUUCAGCCUCCGAGGCGGCAGCGAGUACAACAUGGGCCUCUACGUCCUCGGGCUGAUGGAGGGCGGCCCCGCGUCACGCAGCCAGAAGAUACAGGUCAGCGACCAGCUGGUGGAGAUCAACGGGGACAGUACGACCGGGAUGACCCACAGCCAGGCCGUGGAGAUGAUCCGCCGCGGAGGCCACCGGAUCCACCUGGUGCUCAAGAGAGGCAACGGCUACGUGCCUGAUUACGCCCGUGAGCACAGAAUCACCUCCUCCUCCCUCCUGCACAACCCCAAAGAGCAGAGUCUGGCUGCAGUGAGCUCCACCGGACAGAGGGGGCGCCGCGCCAAGCAGACGAGGAGGAGCAGGUCGGUGGGAGACGUGAGGGGGACGGGAGCCGUCAGAGGAAGAACGAGAAGAAGGCGGGGCUCGGUAGGAGGAGGUCGCUUACGGAGCCCCGUCUCUGAGCGCGGGGACGGGGAGAGGAGAAAGAGGAGGCCUCAGAGUUUACCGAGAGACGCAAUCAGGAAACAUGAAGACGAAGAGGCAGGAAGGGGAAGAAGACGAGAGAAGGAAAGAGGGAGGAGCAGACAGAGAGAGAGGAAAAGCAGGAGUUUGGAGAGGGGGAGGAUGAGAAAAGAGGAAGAGGAGGAAGGACCUGCUGCUGAGGAGGAACCAGAGCGAAGAACGGACUCAGCAGAAAGUGAAGAUGACGAUGUUUUCCUACCCAUUCCAGUCCCGAUCCACAGACUCCCCAGACCGAAGGAAAACCGGGAAGACGAAACCGAUGAAAACUGGAACAUGGUGGCAGAAUACUGGGACCUGAGGAGGGACGAAGAGGAAGAGGAAGAGGAGGAGGAAGACUGCGACGCAGAGUCGGUCAUCUCUGACUGGCCCUUACCAGGAGUCACCGUGGCGGGUCCGGAGCCGCACAGAGAGCCGUUCUCCUUCCUCGCCUCCACGCUGUCCCAGGACCAGCUGGGCGACACCGCGUCGGAGUCUGGAGACAGCCAAUCAGACGCCAGCGUCUCCGCCGCCAGCAUUUCAGGGCUCUCGCUGGCCGCCGCCGCGCUGCCCGGUCCGUGGCUCGUUCCGGGUCAGCAGAGGCUGGUUCAGUUUGAGGAUGAGCAACACGGGCAGGACAGGAGAAGAAGAAGAAGCCACACCGCUGUCCCCUGACUGUUACUGAGAGAUAAAACAUGCAGCAUUUAAACGACGCGGCAUCAGAUCGUGAUCCAUCUCCUCCUGACCAGCCGUCACUUUGAACCUGCAGCUCAUGUUCUUUGUGCCUUUCUGCAGCUCAUCUCUGGACCGCGUUUCGGUUUGAGCCUCCACCAAAUGUUGCAAACGUUUUUCCAGAAGGCUGCUGCACAUUUCUACCUACCUUCAGUUACUGACCCACACUGCAAAAACACAAAAUAUUAUCAAGUGUUUCUAGUUUCUAGUGCCAAGUGUCCUGGUGCUCAUGAAAUGGUAGUUUGACUCUAUGGAACGUAGUGCAGUAAAAGAAUAAACAGAGUUAUUUCUUACGGUAACGUAGAUUUACAAGAAAAUACUACUUCCACUGAUAGAUUAUUUCUAUGGAAGAAGAAUAAGAAAAAAAUCUGAAUUCUGAUUUUUUUAUUUUAUCUGAAUUCUGAGAAAAAAAAUGCAAUUCUGAGAAAAAGUUUACAAAUUCGGAAAUCAAUAAAUCUGAAAUCGGAGAAGAAAAUAUCCAAAUUCAGACAAGAAGUCAGAUUCCUCUGCCGCCAGUUGGUCCUAAUCUGCACAUUUCACUUAUACCAAGGUAAAGAUGUCUUGUUACUAAAGUGGCAAGUAUUCAUUAAUAUCAAUUAAAGUUACUUAUAAGUUAGUUAAGCUUUAUUUCAAGUGUACUAAGAUAUCUGCACUAGAAAUUAGACCAAAAUUACCUGGUAACAUUUUGUGUUUUUGCAGUGUACCCACUCCAUCAGCUUCCCUCUGUCCACUUUUGAUUAAGGCAAAGACUUUUUACCUCAUGAAGAUACUGAGCAAUAAAAAUGCUGCGACUGUCCGAGACUAUCAGCCGUCCAUGUGCACUCCGCUGUGCGUGUGUGUGUGUGUGUGUGUGUGUGUGUGUGUGUGUGUGUGAAACCCUUUUUGAAGCGUCCCUAUUCUGUGAAUAUCUGUAAAGAAAUAAGUUAAGAGUUUAUUGUAAAUAUUAUAAUUGGAGAAGCUCUGAUUUGUAUACCUUUAAUGAAAAACUAGUAUAUUUGAAUAUAUGCACCAAACAGAUACACACAUAUUUACACAUAUAUCUUACAAAUAACAGGUAACUGACCGUUUUUAUUGUGCGAUGAUGUGAAAAUCGGUACCCAGUUUUUGUGAACACAUAAAUAUGCAGUGCCUUCCAAAAGUAUUCACACCCCCUGAACCUUUUCACAUUUUGUAUCGACACAACCAUCAAAUGCAGUGUUUUAUUUAUUAUCAAUGUGACAGACGAAAUGCUUUAAAAAUAAAGAGCUGAGAAGUGUGGCGUGAAUUUGUUUGUCCUGACUCGACAUUAGCUUUGUCUUUUAAGUAGCGGCUCCAGUUUAGUUGCUAACCCUCAAAUUGAUUCUUUGACUAGGCCAUUCUGAUGCAUAAAUGAGCUAAUUACAGGAGACCUAUUAUGCAAAAAUCACAUUUUGCAUUUUUUCUACUUCCAUUUGUGUCUCUACUGCUCCUAAAAAAAGACAACCCAAGCGCUUAAAGAAAACACCCUGACAUUUUCUGGUGAUAAGUUAGCGUUUUUUAGUGUUUGGAAAAUUAGCCGUUUCACAAACAUCUUUUGUAACGCUACACUGUUACCUAGCAACCCAAGUAGUGCUCCAGGACAUUUGCUCAGCUGGAUUUACUGCUGUACAAUGGCUGAUGGAAAAGGCAAGUGUUUUGUUGCUGACUUACCAUUCGGAAACCGCUUGCUACAUUCUUGUUGGUUGUGCAGGAGGGUCUACUUCUGCUUUUCAAAGAUGUACAGUUUAUAAAUGUGCAUCUGUUUGUAUCCAUUUUUAAGUGGGAAUGUAAACGUUGAGUUGGGGGGCGUGGCCAGCAGCAGCUGUUUAUUUGGAUUUAAAGAGACAGGAUGCCCUAACAGAAGCUCAUUCUGAAAGUAGGUCAAAAAUCUUAUCUAAGAAUAAUUUUGUUCAAAAAAAUGUGAUGAAAAUGUUUUUUGUAACCUCAGAUUUAUCCUAAUCUAUUUAAGGAACCGUAAUAGGUCACUUUUAGAAACACGGUUUAUCUGGCUGGUUGUUUUUCUGUUGGAAGGUUAAAAUCCUGCUUCAUCCGUUCUCCCAUCUGCUGUGACGCUGGUGCUGCCACCACCGUGUUUCAUGAUGGCGGUGUUAGUUUUCCGCCACAUUUAAAUUUGCAUGUUGGCUACAGAAAUAAAUUUUGGCUUCAUUUGACCAACGCACCUUCCUCCACCUGUCAGGGGCGUUGCUAACAUGUUUUGUGGUAAACUGAAACAAAUGGCAAUAAAAGAUAAAAAUCUUCUGCGUAGCGUCUUCUCCGAUUGAUGUUCUCCAUGCCAGGACUGUCCGUUUAUUUGGACAUGGAUAAUUUGGUAGGUUUGUCCAAAGCGCUGCAUGAUGUUUUCAAAUAGCAACUUGUAAUCUUUAUGAAUGUUGCCAUUAUGAAACAACUUCUGGUUAAAAAGUAGUUUUAAAAAAACUAACAGACUCCUUCUGAGAAGGAUUAGCAUGUCGUGUGUGAAACUAGCAAUCUAAAAGGUUCUUGGCAAUAUUAAAAUUGCACAAAAUCUUAAGGCAGCAACACAGUGACGUUCUGUAACCUAUGACCUGUGAAACUUUCCACCUGCUGUGUUUGUUCUUGUUUUAUUCUCUAACAAACCUCUGAUACCUUCACUGAACACCUCAAUUUAUGCUAAUUUUUAAUUAUUUUGUGAAAAAAAGAAAACAGUGCAUUACUUUCAGUGGUUGUUUUUGAUAUGGCGGUUGCCCAGGGUGGCAUUAGAAAGGGGGCGGCAGUUUGAUCAAGUUUUAAUGUGUUUGCUUGUUUUUCUGCUGUUACAUAAAUCCCAGUUAAAGUUGCUGAAGCUUGUUGUGAAACAUGGUUGCGCAAUUCCAGUCAUUCAGAGCAACUUUUAGAUGCAUUCCUGAAUCAGCAGAAAUGAAUCAUUCAUUUGGUUGAGCUGGAUUGGACUAGGCCACCAAAAAUCUAAUGAGCUUAAAGGGUGUGAAUACUUUUCCAAGGCACUGUAACAUGUACUACAGAUAACAGGCAUAUGUUCCUAUUUAUUACUGUGCAAUGAUGUGGAAAAUCCCACCUUUUGUAAACACACACAAACAAAUGUAGCACCUGUCAUAGUCUUAAGUGAAUGUUUUGUAAAAUGCUGCUUGAGUGUUUCAGAGUUAAACCGUUAGCAAAGGAUGCCAAAAAAUAUGCACCCGGUGUGUGUAUUCAUAUUUCCACUACCGUUGUUAUUGUGUAUCCGAAGAAAAAGAGAAAAAAAAAAAAAAAAAAAAAAAAUCUAGAUUCCUGAGAGUGCUGUGCCCAUCGUGCCACGUACAGUUAGUUGCCUUGGUAACAAACCACUUUAUCCUAACCACUGGUUUUUCUUACUGUGAAAAUCUUUUGCUCUGAGGUGUCUAAUACUACGGAUGGGUGGACCGUUGAGGAAUUUCAGCCAUGCCAAAAAAAUAUUUAAAAAAUGAAACAUCAGCGGAAUCUGAGCUCUGAGAUGGUGAACUAGCACAUCAUUUUCUGUUGCUCUCUUUUUAAAUUAUUAUAACUUAAAGGAAUCAACCUGAAUGGAUACUGUGAGAUGUUAUUUUUCUAUUUAGAUAAUAAUGAAAAAGAUUUUUCUUUUUUUAUAUUCUCAGGUUUUAUGACACUUUGCUCUAGAAAAGCCAUUCGGGUGAGAAGCUGCUCUUCAUAGCACGAUGUGGACCUGCAUUAUUAUUUUAACGCUACAGCAAUAUUAUGUUGAUUUUCUGCAGCUGCAUUAAGAGACACAGACUGUUAUUACUACCAGUCAUUUCCCAAAGGCUUAAAUCAACUUUACCUACCGUUUCCAGUCCAUUUGAUUGCAUUGAUGUGCUGCAAAUGACCAGACGAUCAUGUUAUAUUAGCUUUGCCUAUUUUAUAAUGUUUGCUAAUAUUGUUAUUUUGUAAUAUAUAUGUUCAUUUUGAAAUUGGCUGAACUGUAAAGUGGAAAUAAAGUGCUGAAGCAAUU